Molecule: messenger RNA, 1199 nt
Organism: Eurytemora carolleeae
Lineage: Eukaryota; Metazoa; Arthropoda; Copepoda; Calanoida; Temoridae
Gene: MED6
Product: mediator of RNA polymerase II transcription subunit 6
Exons: 8
Coding region: 12-797 (261 amino acids)
Biological process (GO): regulation of transcription by RNA polymerase II
Cellular component (GO): mediator complex; core mediator complex
Molecular function (GO): transcription coactivator activity
Source: RefSeq, a predicted model, not a curated record
UCCAAUAUUUAAUGGCGAAUUAUAAUUUUCAGAUGAAUAUGGGAGAUGAGAGUAAGGUUGAGGAGAGCUUAUUAUCUAUAUCCUGGCAUGACUCUGCCUGGAUCCCGAUCCUUAAUCAGGCAAACGUCAUGGAUUACUUCUCAGAGAGAUCAAAUCCUUUCUAUGACAGGACAUGUAAUAACGAAGUGUUGAAAAUGCAAAAGCUCGGAGUAGCUGAUGUUCAGCUUCAAAAUAUGCAGGGAACAGAAUUCCAGUUGCUGCAUGUCCAAGAACCCAUUCUUUACGUUAUUAGAAAACAGACAAGACACUCCCCAACACAGGUUACUCCAUUAUCAGAUUACUAUAUAAUAGCAGGAGUAGUCUAUCAAGCACCUGAUCUAAGUACACUUCUAAACUCCAGGAUAGUUUCUGCUGUAUCUCAUUUACAAGGAGCAUUUGAAGAGGCCAGAGGAUACUCUAGAUAUCAUCCUUCCAGAGGUUAUUGGUGGGACUUUGGGAAGGAUAAGGAUAAGGAAAAGAAGGCUGCGAAGGUGCAAAAGAAGAAGAAGGAGGAGCCGAGUAGUCUCUUCCAGAGAAGAAGAGUUGAUAUGCUGCUCGACCAUCUUACCAGACAGUUUCCUUUCAGGACUCCUGCUGCCCUGGAGGGGAAGAUGGAGGAGGUGGAGGGUGAGGGGGAGAAGGAUGCCGAGGUGGAGGACCAGGAAGAGGAGAACUCUGUCAAGACCGAGGGGGUGAAGAGGGAAAGGGAGAAGGACGGGAUCAAAUCGGAGAAUAAACGGUUAAAACUGGAAAGAUGAACGUGGACGACAGUAUUAAAGAGAGAGUCAAUCAAAUCUAAAGAGUGAGUAAAAUGAAGAAAAAGCAUUAAAGUUAGAUGUCGAAUUGUUUAUGGUUUUUAUUGAAAUCUUUGUCCGAUGCUUGUUUUAAAGGAUUUUAGGAAACCCAUACUCAUUCCACAAUCUUCAGAGGCUCUUAAGUGCUGUACUACUCGAAUGGUUUAUUUUUUACCAGGCUACAUUUAGUUUUAUAAAAACCAUGUUUCUACCCAUAUCUUCUUUUAUUAUUAAACACCCCACCUUAGAGAAUAAAUUUUUAUGUUUUAUAUUGUAUUACAGAAAAAUGUCUAAAUUGCUGGGAUUAAUCGAUUCUGUGAAUGGGCUUCCCGACCCUGCUAAAAAACGGGUGUCCGCUGUACUGGG